Molecule: messenger RNA, 1348 nt
Organism: Physella acuta
Lineage: Eukaryota; Metazoa; Mollusca; Gastropoda; Physidae
Product: beta-1,3-galactosyltransferase 1
Biological process (GO): protein O-linked glycosylation
Cellular component (GO): Golgi membrane
Molecular function (GO): hexosyltransferase activity
Source: RefSeq, a predicted model, not a curated record
CCCCCGUCAUCCGGCUCAGUAACCAAAUGGCUAAAGCGAUGUUUCCUCCUGUCAUGUUGUCUGACAAUCCUUCUAUUCUAUCUACACACCUACAAGGCCUCCUUCCUGGGAGUCCGCAGCAAAAAACAACCCAUAACACACCAUGACAGUGUCCUACGUCAGUUUCCCACACAGAAACAAGACAGCUCUAACGUAACUCAUAUUGAAGAAAUUACAGAACCGCCUGUGGAAAAAAUAAGCGAGUUAUUCUUUCAACCGCUGGUAGCAUCAAGGCCGUUUAUUGGAAAUCAAAUCAUCAAUGCACAUAAGUUCGAUCUUUUGAUUAAGCCUAAUGUAAAUUGCUUGCAUCGAAGUAUCGAUCUAGUGAUAGGCGUGUCUAGCGGCCAUGAUAUGUUUGAAAAGAGGACAGUGAUAAGAAAAACAUGGGGGGAUAACGCCUGGCUGAGCAGGAACAAUGUUACAUUGUUGUUUUUUAUCGGCCGGGCGAGGGGAGGGAGCACAGACAACAGAACGUCGGAGAACCGGACGUCGGUGAAUGAAAAGACUCAGCGACUCAUCGAGAAGGAGGCCAUAUUGUAUAGGGACAUUGUUCAGGAGAGCUACAUCGACAGCUACGGGAACCUCAGUUACAAAUCCUUGUCUAUAAUCAAAUGGGUCACGACCUCCUGCCCCCACGCGAAAUACAUCCUCAAAGCCGAUACGGAUAUGUACAUAAACAUCCCACUCCUCGUCCAGACUUUAAAAGCACACACCGACCCCAACGUCAAGUUCAAUACUUUCAUCAUGGGACAAGCGUUACCCAACUCUCAACCCUUUCGGGACCCACUCUCCAAAUGGUACGUCCCCUACUCCCGCUUCAACGGAAGCGUGUAUCCCAAUUUCGUUUCCGGAACGGCGUACGCCCUAACCACCCCCGCCGCAAAACUUCUUUACGAGGCGUCGAUGAGGGUGCCGUUUUUUUGGCUAGAGGAUGUCUAUCUGACCGGAUUUUGUGCCGUACUGGCCAACGUUACAAUCAUACACAGCCCUUUGUUCUCUCUUUAUAAACUGAGUACGUCCGGUUGUGCUUUUCGCUCAAUGAUCUCAGGGCAUGAGUACAGUACUAGUGAGUUAGAAACUAUACAUCGUGAACUGACAAACUCCAGCCUCGUUUGUUGAUGUUUUCAUGCUUUUAAAACUCAAUUUAUUUUGAUUUUAUUUGUGUAAUAUUUAACAUACAAUGUUGUUGAAAUAACCAAAAUAGUGGUUGCGAUUUUUUAAAAUGUAUUUGUUGAUGUUUUCAUGCCUUUAAAACACAAUUUAUUUUUAUUUUUGUAAUAUUUAACAUACAAUGUUGUUGAAAAAAAUA